Molecule: messenger RNA, 669 nt
Organism: Malus domestica (apple)
Lineage: Eukaryota; Viridiplantae; Streptophyta; Magnoliopsida; Rosales; Rosaceae
Product: GCN5-related N-acetyltransferase 3, chloroplastic-like
Source: RefSeq, a predicted model, not a curated record
AUGGAGGUCAGUGCAGUGGUGGCUACGACUGUUGCCGCCAUGUCCAUCAAGAGCAUGGAGUUGAAAUGGGUGAGCAGCAGAGGCAAAACCCAGAUGGAAAAAACCAUAAAAACGCCAUCAAAGUCCAAAUCGCCAUUUCCCUUACAAGUCAUGGUCCCAAUUUUCAUAUCCAUAAACCCAUCUCACAUACACCCAUCCGACCUCCGAGACCUCUUCACCGCCUACAACCUCUCACCUCACCAGUUCCCCAAUUACGCUGACGACAGCGGCGUUGAAGCCGUCGACUUGCACAAGCUGCGCAUUGCUCUCUCCCAUAGCUCAGUCCUGGUCUCGGUCUUCUGCAAGCCAAGUGAUUUAAUUGGUGAUUCAUCAUCGUUAUCGUCUUCCAUCGAAACGCAACAGCAAAAGAGGAUGAAGAAGAAGAAGACAUUUAGUUUUGGGGAGUUGCUUCAGAAUGCCAUCAUUCUGCCAUCCACUCGGGCUCUCGGGCUGGCAAUUCAUCACAGGCUUGGAGCUCGGGCCUUCACUCUCCCUCGAACUGCCCACGCUGGAGCUUCAAGGCCGGCUAUCUGGCCCUAUUUCGUCCCCCGUCCCCCGAGCACCAGCCUACGCUGGAGUUGCUCUAAGGAGACAAAGUUAAAACCAAAAACUACCUUAAGGCUAAGUUAA